Nematolebias whitei (Rio pearlfish) is the source of this 1389-nucleotide messenger RNA. It is a transcript of the gene wdr4, whose product is annotated as WD repeat domain 4. The record is from RefSeq and is a predicted model, not a curated record. Gene Ontology annotation, biological process: RNA (guanine-N7)-methylation. The transcript has 11 exons. Gene Ontology annotation, cellular component: tRNA methyltransferase complex; nucleus; cytosol. The coding region runs from base 39 to 1277 and encodes 412 amino acids. Gene Ontology annotation, molecular function: tRNA (guanine(46)-N7)-methyltransferase activity; protein binding. Lineage: Eukaryota; Metazoa; Chordata; Actinopteri; Cyprinodontiformes; Rivulidae.
CCCAUUUCGUCUGCGCGUGGACUCCGGUGUCAGUAAACAUGACUGCAGUGGGUUUCUGUGGGGACUGGUUCGUCCUGAGCUGCGAGAAGAAACUCGUGGCGCUCCACCGAAAGAAGAGCAGAGAGCCGUUUGUGUUCGACUGCAGCUGCGCCGAGAAGACUCCGAAAGGGUUAAAGAAGGACGCCGGCAGCGAUGGCGGUCCCUCAGAGGAGACAGGAAGUGACACAGUCCUCGCCUUUGCAGUGUCUCCGUCAGGAAAACUGGCGGCGUUAACGGACGACUCCAAACGGCUGGUUCUGUUUGAGUGCGAGCCUUCGUGGCGCUGCAUCAGCAUCAGGUGGGUGGUCAGGAGGUGCACGUCUCUGACGUUCAGCCCAGCCGAAGAUGAGCUGCUGGCGGCCGAUAAGUCUGGAGACCUGUACUCCUUCUCGGUGGUGGACCCUCAGAGGGAGGGGGGGCUGCAGAUGGGCCACCUGUCGAUGCUGCUCGCUGCGGCCGUGUCACCAGAUGACAGGUUCAUCCUCACAGCUGACGUGGAUGAGAAGAUCAGGGUGAGCCAUCACAGGUCUCCGUACAACAUCCAGUCCUUCUGCCUGGGACAUCAGCAGUUCGUCAGCGCUCUGCAGAUCCCCCCCACCCAUCCACACUGGCUGCUGUCCGGAUCAGGGGAUGGAACCGUGAAGCUGUGGGACUACGAGUCCGGCCAGUGUCUGCAGAGCUGUGACCUCAGAGCGCUGGAAGAGGUCCCCGGUUCUGAUCCCGACAAAGACAAGAACCUGGCCGUGUGUCGGCUCACGAGCUCCCCUGAUGGUUGUCAUGUAGCUGUGCUGUGUGAAAGUGUGUCCACAGUUCAUUUUUUCACUCUGGGCCGUGAGAAGAGGCUGGUCCCUCACAGCCGGCUCCACCUGCCCACCCGUCCCCUGGAUAUAAACUUUGAUGAUGACGGACGGCUCUGGGUUCUGCUGGACUCCGGUGACAUCCCGUUGAAAAUGUACGCGCUGAGGCAGAACUCCUGGGAGCAUGAAGCUGACCAUCUGGAAGUCACCAGAGUGACUGAAGCCCUGCGGCCUCACUGGAGCACCAUGAACGCGUCCACCAGAGCCACCGACCGCUUCGAGCACCUGUACAAGGUGAGCUUCGACAACGUGUCGCUGUACCUGCAGAAGAAGCAGCAGAGACUCGACGAGCAGCAGAAAAGAACCAAAGCUCAAAAACCAUCUGGCAACAAGAGACCAAAGACGGGGACGUCCAGAGCUGAGGUCCAGACGUCGUCCUGAGUGGACGCCACACUUUGAGUUGUUCAAAAGACUUGGGUUUAUCUAAAGUUCUGGUUUGUAUUUUAUUAUUUAAAGUCGUUGAGUUGAAGAUUAAACUGAUUUUCUUUACUCG